Molecule: messenger RNA, 1660 nt
Organism: Liolophura sinensis
Lineage: Eukaryota; Metazoa; Mollusca; Polyplacophora; Chitonida; Chitonidae
Product: NADH dehydrogenase [ubiquinone] 1 alpha subcomplex subunit 9, mitochondrial-like
Exons: 11
Coding region: 13-1182 (389 amino acids)
Cellular component (GO): mitochondrion
Molecular function (GO): protein-containing complex binding
Source: RefSeq, a predicted model, not a curated record
UUCAGUGGCAAAAUGUCGGUGUUGGUGCUGAGAAAUAUCGCCGUUGCUGGGCGGCACCAAGCUCCCUGUGUGAACGGAGCAGUGUUUGUGCAGAGGCGCCAUGACAGCAGUGCCACAAACCUGGCUGCCCUGAAGAGAGGACGUGGAGGACGGUCGUCAUUUAGUGGAAUUGUUGCCACUGUGUUUGGAGCAUCUGGCUUCGUGGGAAGCUAUGUUGUCAACAAGCUGGGUAAGAUUGGAUCUCAGGUGAUUAUCCCUUACCGUGGGGACCCUUAUGAUGUGGCACCUCUUAAACUUUGUGGUGACUUGGGACAGAUUCUCUUCUUGCCAUAUGAACUACGGAAUGAAGAGUCUGUACGCCAGGCCAUGCAGUACUCUAAUGUGGUUGUCAACUUGAUAGGAAGGGAAUACGAGACAAAGAAUUACAAAUUGAAUGAUGUGAAUGUGGAAGGGAGUCGCCGUAUCGCCAGACUAGCGCGGGAAUGUGGUGUGUCCAGACUGAUACACUUCUCUGCUCUCAACGCCAGUCUUAACCCUCAGAUCAUCUACAUGAAGCAAGGCUCCCAGUAUCUCAUCACCAAAGCUAAAGGUGAGCUAGCAGUGAAGGAAGAGUUCCCGGAUGCGACGAUAUUCCGUCCCGCCGACAUCUACGGCCAAGAAGACAGAUUCCUCCGCUAUUACUCCAACUACUGGAGACGAUCGACAUCAAAUUCUCUUGGCUUGUGGAAGAAAGGAAGACAGACCAUAAAACAACCUGUAUUUGUAUCAGACGUGGCAGCUGGAGUUGUUGCUGCGAUCCGAGAUCCAAGCACGGCUGGCAAAACAUUUGAAAUUGUUGGCCCUCAUCGAUACUACCUGUGUGACAUCAUUGACUACAUAUACAAGCUUAUGAGAUACGAAGAUUUCAAGAUCACAAAUGUAUCACCGCUGUUGAAGUUGACUGCCACAGUUAUGGGAAUGAUGCCAAAUUACCCAAGGUUUAACAUGGAGAAAGUGGAAGCAGAACAUGUGACAGAUGUGGUGACAGGCCUGCCCAACCUGGAGGACCUUGGUGUGGAGUUGACACGGCUAGAAGACAGGGCUGACUAUGAACUAAAACCUUACCGUCUGUAUGCCUAUUAUGAGGACAAGCUGGGCGAGUUUCCCAAACCUAACCCUCCAGAGAAAGUACUAGGCUUGUAGAUAAUUCUAGUUUGCUUCCAGAUGAAACCGGGGAGGCUGUGAAGUCCACAUGGUGAGAAGAGUUAUGCAGGUGGAUUGAAUGCAUACGUGUACUGGUGAUUUGUUGUCUUAUUCCAGAAAAAUGCUGAGGAUAAUUCUACUGAUGGUUCUCUUCAGAUCUUCAGCUCCUGACAUCUGGACGAGAAUCCAGUUGUGUGGAUGAAAAGUGUCCAGAUCUAACAACAUUAUUGUAGAUCAUAAUAAUUGAGAUUGUUCUUUGUGUACUUGAGAUGUUGAAACUGCCCAGCGUUUGUCUGAUUGAUGUAGAGGACUCGGCUGCUCAGCUCAUGUGACCUGUUACAGGGCGUAUUGUGGAUGUUAAACCAUGUCUCAGUGGACAUCACAAGAGAAGUGCUACAUUUACCUUAAACCUACAAAACAGUUGGUUGUUGCAAUUCACAUACACAUGUGUCUUGUAAAUAAAGUAUAGUGUGAUGAA